Messenger RNA from Chara braunii, 1490 nucleotides. NCBI's taxonomy places the organism in Eukaryota, Viridiplantae, Streptophyta, Charophyceae, Charales, Characeae. The record is from the annotation of a GenBank genome assembly.
GCAGAUAAGAAUCAUCAGAUCGAUAUCAGAACCUGAUUCAAUUAGAGUAGAUCGGCAAAGGACAAUAGCAGAUUUCAGAUCAAGGUUUGUCAUAUCUAGCAGGCCGGCUAUUAAGAAGAAGUGCCAGCUGGCAGUGAGCAGUCCAUCCACCAAUCAUAAUGGAGGGUUAUCUUCAACACUUGAGGUCUCUGCGGAUGCAGAUGAACGAUUAUGAAGAUAAGGCGGCGGAAAUCAGCGCAAGGCAACGAGAGGAGGAAACGACAAUUCGCUCGGCAGAAACCGAGCUGGAAAAGUUGAGACUUGAGAAGAGUCAUUGCUUGGAGAGAACUCGUGAGCUGGUGAACGAGCGAGGGGACAUUGCCAUAGCUGUACUGGAGGCCAAGAAGAGUUGUGACGCUUUGGAUAAUGAUUGCAGCUCCUUAACUGAGGCAUUGGAGCUCCUGCGGGACAGCUACGACAAGCACUACGAAGCAUAUACGAAAACCAGGGAGGAGUAUUCAGAGUUGUCCAAGAAGCUGUGGGCGAAUUUACACCAGCAUAAGACCCGUAGUGGGACGGGCACUAGCCCCUACACCCAGGAGCAACAAGAAAAGAUGGUCGCCUUAGUGAGAGAGAACAAAGAGAAGAAGGAGCUCUUGAAGCAGGCGAAGCUGAAAGCUAUCGCAGAGGAGCAGGCGGCAAAGAUGAAGAAACUGGAGGAGGAGAUGAAGAGAGUUCAGCAGGAGGAGGAAGAGAGGAGGAAGGCUGUCGAAGAGGAAGCAGCAACAGAAGAAGAAGAAAAAGAGAAAAAAUGUAUUGAAAGCAGAGAGGAGAGUAGUGGCACGAAGAAGGAUGAAGACGCAGAGAUGGAGAAGAAGAUUAGCGAGUGGGUAACUAACUUAUCGUUGGGGGAAGAUGAGGAGGCGGAGUUCUACGUGCCCCAGGACGAGAGGGAUGUGUUAGCCCAGGAGCUAGCAGCAAUGGAGGACCCCCUGGAAAGACAAGAAAGAGAGGAGGAGAAAAAGUUGGAGUGGAAAUUGAGAAUGAAGAGGGAAAAGAAGAGAAGGAGGGAUGAAGUUAAUAGGUUGACCGCAGAGGUGGCGAAGGUGAAAGAUUGUAGGCAGGAGGUGCAGGCUCAGGCAGACGCCUCGGCCAAAAUGGAUAAGGUGUUGGGGUACUUGGAGGUGUUGAGCGCAGCUUGGAUGGAGGAGCGCCAGGCCAAUAGAGCUCAAGAGGUAGCCCUGAAGGCCAUGCGGUCCGGCUUUCGGAAUUUUGCGCGCGAGAUGGUUACCCACGUUGGAGGGGAAGUCAGGCGGUUGAGAGACAACGUGGGGAAGUUCUGCGAGGGUGCCAUUGAGGGCGCCAAAGUAGUAGUCGCUGUUGAGGGCGAGGCCAGAUCCCACAAGGAACCAGUCAAACUCAAUUUUCUCGAUGCCUAUGGCGGGAAAUCUGAUGAGAACUUCGAUAACUAGGAGGCUAACGUAAACAGUUACGUUUACUUACAGCACAUC